Molecule: messenger RNA, 2270 nt
Organism: Brienomyrus brachyistius
Lineage: Eukaryota; Metazoa; Chordata; Actinopteri; Osteoglossiformes; Mormyridae
Gene: cers5
Product: ceramide synthase 5
Exons: 10
Coding region: 632-1798 (388 amino acids)
Biological process (GO): ceramide biosynthetic process
Cellular component (GO): membrane
Molecular function (GO): sphingosine N-acyltransferase activity; DNA binding
Source: RefSeq, a predicted model, not a curated record
UACCCCAGUAAAGCAUACUGGGAGUUGUAGGCUGCGCCGUUUUUGCUCCCGCACUGGCGUUACAAAGUCCACCUUAAAUGCACCUCAGUGGACAUUUCCUUGUUAUGCAGAUUAAACUAUCACCAUCACGGGAUACGGAUUUCGUUCUUCUGCGCUCCGCGUCCCAGAUCGCACUAAACCAGCCUGCUGAUCCUCAAGUGCGGGCGCUUAACCGUGAACUCUGUCGCCGGCACCGGCUGGAUCGGCAUCAGACGUUUAUCAUACCCUUCAGGGGCAUGUUGCUGAACGCGAUCCAGCGAUCGUACAUAAAAGCGAAAGAAGCGGCUGUCUAAAGCGGCGGCGGAGGUGCCUCGCGGGAGGUGCCGCGCGGAGCAGCGGAGCGCGCGCCCGGACUGCUUCUCACCUAGACGCGAGCGCCGGUCGGGGUCGCUGGUCUCUAGUCUGGUUCGCUGGUCUCCAGUCUGGGUGGGGCUUCCCAGUUCCGUAAUUCGCUGCCAGAAACACCUCUUCGCUCAUCCGCACGCCUCAAAGACAGAAACCGAAAAAGGGGCGGCGAUUCUGCCUUUUUUCUCCCCUCUCGGCUUUCUCCUUUGGUACUCUUCUUCCGAACUCGUCUUCCUCUCUGUCCAACAUGGCUACUCUCUCAGCCUGGUUUUGGAACGAGAGGUUCUGGCUUCCUCAUAAUGUGACCUGGGCGGACCUCGCGGAUCCCGCACCCGGAGUGGAGUACCCUAAAGCGGGACAUCUGCUCUCCGCCUUGCCGCUGGCUGUGCUCAUUUUCGGUGUCAGGAUACUUUUUGAAAGAUUCAUCGCGAGGCCAUGUGCUUACAUGCUGCGGAUCCAAGCAGAAGCGAUCAGGCGAGCCCAGCCCAAUGCCGUCCUGGAGAAAGUGUUUACAUCCAUCACAAAGUACCCUGACACGCAUCGCCUCAACGGCCUAUCCAAGCAGCUAGACUGGGAGGUACGCAAAGUGCAGCGCUGGUUCCGGCAUCGGCGCAACCAGGACAAACCCGGCACCCUUACGAAGUUCUGCGAGAGCAUGUGGAGGUUUACAUUCUAUCUGUUCAUAUUUACCUAUGGAAUUCAGUUCCUAUGGCAGUCUCCUUGGAUGUGGGACACACGAAAAUGCUGGUAUAACUACCCCUAUCAGGUCCUCUCCCCGGGGCUCUAUUACUACUAUGUGACUGAACUGGCUUUCUACUGGUCACUCAUGUUUUCCCAGUUCAGAGACAUCAAGAGGAAGGAUUUCCUCGUCAUGUUCGUCCAUCACCUGGCAACGGUCAGCUUGAUCAGUUUCUCUUAUGUCAACAACAUGGUACGAGUGGGAACCCUGGUCAUGUGCGUGCACGAUGCCUCGGACUUCCUGCUGGAGUCUGCUAAGCUGGCUAACUAUGCUAAGUACCAGAGGCUCUGUGACUCGCUCUUCGUGCUGUUCGGCAUGGUUUUCGUCACCACACGACUUGUCAUCUACCCGUUCUGGAUCCUAAACACCACCCUCUUCGAGAGCUGGGCCAUCGUCGGGCCUUAUCCAUCUUGGUGGCUCUUCAACGGGCUGCUGCUUGUCCUCCAGGUCCUCCACAUCAUCUGGUCCUACCUCAUCGCACGCAUCGCCUUCAAAGCCAUGCUGCGUGGAAAGGUAUCUAAGGAUGACCGCAGUGACAUAGAGAGCAGCUCAGAGGAGGAAACUGAGAUCAGCAAGGACAAGACAGUUUCGUCGCCCAAGGGCGAGAACGGAACCAAUGGCCACUCCGUCACGGCCGCGUGGGCACAGGACCACGGCUCCUGGGGGGAGCAGUGAAGCAGAGCACACCUCCCUUCCAGCAGACCCUUGGACGAAACCCCUUCUCUCCAUCUCAGUGCCUCUCUCUAUUCCAGACAGUCCUGAACCUCAUUGAACACUUUAAACCUCUACCCACCCCUCUAUCACAAUUUCAAGACUGAAAAUAAUGCAUGGAGUAUGACAAUGGACAAAAAGGAUGGGUGAACAGGCAAUGAGGUUAAAGAUAGCUGUGGAAACCAAAAAACGGAAGGACAUUUUCCAAAAAUGAAAAAUGAAUUGAUGAUGUCGUCUCACUUCACUUUUUACUGAAGUCAGGGGGAAUUUCCUCCCUCCUAUUGGUCAAAUGUACUUGAGUUUUUUUUUUAUUAUUAUUAUGAUGCUGUCGUCUUUGUUUUGUCUUUUUCAGCACAAGGUUAUUAAAAUGUUUAAUGUAAUUCUUGCUUGGGUCAAAUCUCAGUGUCCAAAAGUAAAUUCCCACUUUAGUAAGAUC